Molecule: messenger RNA, 4617 nt
Organism: Cercopithifilaria johnstoni
Lineage: Eukaryota; Metazoa; Nematoda; Chromadorea; Rhabditida; Onchocercidae
Source: the annotation of a GenBank genome assembly
AUGCAAAACGGAAUGGAUAAUUCGGAUCGGCCAACCACUACAACAAUCAGUACAAUUGCAAUAAAUGCUGGUAAAAAAGCAACAAUUGUUGUCGCAUUACUAAAGAGUAUCGGAUAUGCAUCUCUUCGAAUUGAUGAAAUGCAACCACGAAUGCUUGAACUUGGCGAAAAUUUGGACGAAACAAUUGCUCUGCUGGAUGUUCAUGAUGAUCUGAUGCAUCGACUAAAGAGUAAAGAAGAUCAGGUGGAAGAGUUACUUGCUCGAGCAGAUAAUUUAGUAAUACAGCAAAAAGAGCCCGAUGUUCAUGUUUAUGAAGCAAUGGCUGAAAGUUUGGGUACAGCUUGGAAAGAAUUAAAUCGUCAACUUCAGAUGCGAGGAUAUUUACUUACUGAAGCAAAGCGAUUUUAUAAACUAGCGAAACACCACGAAGAAAUUAGCUCGAAGGUACGAAAUAUGCUUCGCACAAUAAUUCAACGAUCAGAUACCGACAAUAUAAACGAUACUGUUUUGCAAAUUCAACAACUUAUCAACGAACUGAUCGAUGUAACCGCAUCAGCUGUAGAUAGCGGAGCUGAUGUGAUAACACAAAUUCGAGUACUGGGCUCUAUGGCUGAUAAUGUGGAAAGUAUUCAGGAAACUGCUCAAGCUUGCUUACUGAUCGAAAAAAUUAUGUUAAAGAUGGCGGGAGAGUGGGAAUUGCUUGAAGAAUCCUGGAAGAAUGAACGAUCUAAACUAGAAGUGCAAAUUGAUGAAAGCGAAGCGGUUCUGUCUCAUAUUGAAGAAAUUGAAAAAUGGCUUCAACAGGCACGAUUGCAACUCAGUGAUGGGCAAAAUAUUAACGCAUUGAUGCAACAAAUUUUGAAACAACACAAAGCGCUAAAAGAUGUCACAUCAAUCAUUGAUCGAAGUGGAGCAAAUGCGACUCUUCGUGAACGAGUCAUUUUGUUGCAAAACGAUCUGGAUGCAUUUACGCAAGAGUUGAAAAAAAGAAAAGAUGAAAAUGAUAAAGUGAUAGCAUGGAUUGCGGCUGCAAAUACUAUGUUGAAUCAAUUAGGUGCAAUGGAAACAGACAUACGUAAUGCCAAUGCAGCAAUGGCCGGAGAACUAGCACCUUUAGCAAGACAAAAAGCGCAAAAGGUAAUUGAUGACGGGCGACAAAUUGAGCAUAUUGAUCAACGUGUCAAUCGAUUCAUAAUUGAUAUCCAAAAUAAAUUAAGACAAAUCGAGAAGUACGCUUGUGAACGGAUCGAUGAAGGCAAAGAAUUGAUCAAAGAUCAGUUAUAUCGUUUCGAAAAAUGGCUAACAGAAACUGAGCAAUCAUUUAUGGUAAACGGACGUUUAGGCUGCAAUUUGAAUGAUGCCAUUCAGUUCCAUAAAUUUCACAAGGAUAUGUUUAUUGAUAUUAUUAACAGAGGAUUUGAUCUAAACGAUUUGUGGAGCAAAAGUCAUGAAGUAGGCCUAGUUGAUCGUCAACGUUUGGAAGACUUUAAACAACGAUACGAAUCAUUAAAAGAAGCAGUAGAUGAACGCAUUAAUCUUGGUACAUCUUUCGAACAGGUGCAAAAAUUUGCUAAAGAACUUGAGAGUUCGUUUGAGAGCUUAAAUGCCUUGGUUAGCUCAAAUCAUACUUAUAUGAACGAGAAAUUACUCAUACAAAUGAAAGAAGUAUUUCGUAUGAUCGAAGAAACAGUUAAACAAGAAAAAGAUCAGGGUACUCAGUUCAUUGAUAUAGCUCAAUCAGCAAAAAUAAAGGAUGCAAGACUUGAUAUUGAGCAGUCGAUAAAUUCAGUGCGCAAUUUGCUGAAUGAGCAUGAACAACUUCAGAAAAUAAUCGAACAAACCUGGCACCGAUGGCAAGAUAAACGAAUGGAGGAACAAAAAAUAAUCCAAAUUGUUGAAGAGGUUCAAAUUUGGCAAGAAGAAACAGUGGAGAUAAUUCGUACCGUAGAAAUGAAGCUAGAAAAUGUGACAGUGAUUGAACAACGUGAAGAAGUGAUGAAAAUAAUUGAAGAAAUAGAAGAACGUUUUCAUGAACAGGAACGAAGAAUUGAAGAAGCUGAACGAAUUUUGAAAGAAAUUGAAGGUGAAGUAUUUGAAAAAGUGAUGUUAGCGAAACAGCGCCAGAAACAAAUUGAGGAACGACUUACACAACUAAAGGAGAGAAUUCGAGUCGUGGAAGAGCAAAUUAUCGAAGCGGCGAAGGAAGUAACGAAAGCUCCAGAAAUCACAAGUCAUUUACGUGACGCACAAGUCGAUGAAGGUAAUCGAUUCGAAUUUACCGCUUAUAUCAAAGGUGAACCAGUUCCUGAAAUACGGUGGUUUAAGGACGGUCGAGAUGUGAAGGAUAAUAUUGAUUACCGUACCACAUUCGUUAAUGGGGUUGCCACUUUGACAAUUGAUGAAACAUUUGUAGAAGACACCGCCGUUUUUACGGUACGUGCUCAGAAUGUCGCGGGGUUGGCUGAAUCUUCUGCAAAACUUGUUGUCAAUCCUCGAAAUGAGAUGGGGCGACAGGCAGAAGAGUCAUUCAAACCGCGUUUCAUUCGACAAUUGCGCAAUAUUACCAUCACAGAGGGUGAUGAUGCUUUUCUCGAUUGUAUUAUUAUAGCCGUUCCUGAACCAAAGGUUGUUUGGUAUAAAGAGGAAGAAGCGAUCAAAGAAUCGGAACACGUCGAACUUCAAUUUGAAGGCGAUCAUUGUUCAUUGAAAGUGAAGAAUGCAGAGAUGAGUGAUGCUGGUCUUUAUACUGUGAAAGCAACAAAUGCCGUCGGUGAAGCUACCAAUUUUUGUCGUUUAACAGUGCAAUCACCGCCAAUUCCAAAAAAUUCUACGAUACCGCCCUCAACAUCAUCAGAGCCAAAGUUUUCAUUAAUCACACCGUCAUUUGCACCAUCACUUACCAAUCAAGUCGUUCGAGAAGGUUCAAAGACCGUUUUCGAGGUACGCGUAUUUGGCGAACCAACACCAACAGUUCAUUGGAAGCAUAAUGAUAAGCCGUUGUAUACUACUUCGGAUACACGCACGGAGAAUAAUAUUAAUGGAUGGUGUCGAGUUGUCAUCGAAAAUACUCUUCCUCAACAUUCCGGAAUGUAUACCGUUAUUGCAAAGAAUAAGGCAGGUGAAGCACGAUCGGGCGCUACAUUGAAUGUGGAAUCUCGACGUGCGGCAGUAGAACAAAAGGAAACAAACAUAAUUCAAACCAUUGCAGAAGGUUUCUGGAGUGAUUCUGCAAUAAUGUCAUCGCCAACCCCACCUCCCAUACCGAAACAUCGCUAUAAUUCAGAAAUUGAGGAAUAUGUUGAAAAAUUGGUCUCCGAAAUUGGUUGUAGUCCCACUGCUACUGUACCGGAAUUCAUUCGACCAUUCCAGAACGAAUAUAUUGUCAACGAAGGAGAAAAAUUCCGAAUGGAUUGCUUGAUGAUUGGUAAUCCACGACCCAAAGUUCGCUGGUAUUUCAACAAUCAAAUCAUCAAUCUUAAUUCUAAAUUCUGCACGUUGUCGAAUAUUGGUGAUACGUAUUCCAUAAUACUUGAACCGGCUCGUUUUGAUCAUGCCGGUGUUUACAAGAUGACGGCAGAAAACAUACGAGGUGAAACCGAAUCUGUAUUUGUGGUACGCGUGUUACCUUCAUCCCUGAAACCUACCACUAUUGAGCAUGUUCAUGUAACUGAAGAAUAUGGUGCUUAUGAAUAUGAACAACGAAUACCUGAUGAAUGCUUCUCACAACAGUUGGAAUAUGCGAACGAUAAUUUGAGGAUGCGCGAAGAAGAGCAGCGUCGUCUAGUAGCCAAGCAACACUCUACUAGACUUCUCUCUCCUCCUCCGGCCAAAAAACAACAAUUACAAACGAUGCAUUCCCAGCGUCAGAAUUUAUUAGAGCGUUAUGAUAUUGAAGAGAGUCGAGAACUUGGUCGACCACCACAUUUUACGCAAACUUUGGUAUCUGUAGUGGCUGCUUGCGGUGAUGAAACUAAGUUCCAAGGCAUUGUCAUAGGAUGGCCUACUCCUGAAGUUACUUGGACGAAAGAUGGUGUACCAAUAUCUAAAGCCACCAAUCCAGAACUAACUUUCUCCAACAUAGGUGGUCAUGUAUCAUUGACCUUUCCUAUUUCACAACUUGAACAUUCCGGCAAAUAUAUGUGUACCGCCAAAAAUGCAUCCGGUGUUGCUACUUCAAGUGCCCAACUAGUCGUCAGGCCACGAACUGUAGCACCUGACUUUGUGCGACGGUUGAUUAGCGAAGAAGUGGCAGAAGGUGAUGAAUUGAAAUGGACCGUUCAGGUGACUGGUGAUCCAAUGCCAAGGAUAAGUUGGAUGAGAAAUGGCCUGGUCAUUCCACAUUGUGAUGAAGUUCGCCUCAUUGAUGAGGGUAAUGGUGUACAUUCGAUGGUUAUUGUUAAAGUUGAAAUGGCCGAUAGUGGACAGUUCACUUGUCUUGCUGAAAAUAUUGCCGGCGAAGCUCGUAGCACAGCCGAUCUUGUGAUACGACCUGCUGGCUCUGAACCGGGCAGUUAUUUCCAUGUGACAAAGGUAACGCAGGAGAAGAAAGUAAAAGGCGAAGAAGUAAAUCGAAAUGAAAGUUUUGCAAUUGAAAAUCCACGCACUUCAGCAGGCUAA